AACAUUUUCCGUGCUAUAACACAACAAUUGCCUAACACGUAUUCUUGAAAAUUCUCAAAUAAUAUCCAGAAUAAUCUCAAUACUUUUGAGAGAAUUUAAUUUGUGUACUUGCAUGUGUCUUACAUGUAUAUUAUUGAAUUUUUUAUCGACGACGAUCUACUGGUCCGGUUUUAAUGACCUCAAAGCAGUUACCUCAGAACUAUUCAAAGCAGUCAUUCCGCUUUUCUUUUCAUCACCGUUGCUUUGGGAAUGACAACUCUUAGCGUCACAUUAGUAAAGGUUGCAUCGCAAGCGAAUGUCUCUGGACAAUUUAUUAAGGAUAUUGUAUUUCUCUUGGCUCAACUGAUACAUAUAUUUUUUUUUUUAUUACAAGGACAAUUCGUACUGAAUGCAAACGAUGAAUUUGCCGAAUCGAUAUAUAACACGUUCUGGUAUAAUACUAAUACGAGAACGAAACUGUUGCUUGUAUUAGUACUAAGAAGUUGCUCAAGUGCUCCUAAUCUAUCAGCUGGAGGACUGCUAGUCUUUAAUUUGAAAAACUUCUCAGAGGCAAGCAUCUCUACUUUAAUCCACAAUUAUUGAGUUGGUAACUAAGUGAUUAUGGAUUUUGUUAAUACCAUUAAAUCAAUGUACACGACAUCGUAUUUUUCAGAUUCUGAAAACAUCUUUUUCAUAUUUCACCGUACUAAAAACUACGUGAAGUAUGUAACAUAUCCGACAAAGGCGAUGGAAUCAAAUUCCAGAAUGAAUAAAGUUUUACGGAUGAGAUACGCAUUUAAUCAGGAUGUUUUCUGCUUUUCAACCACCGAGUUCUUUUUAUUUUACACCCGUACAGUAUAACACUUGGUGAGGAAAUGAUAUGAAAUUUCAGAAUGUCUAAACGACGGAAAUUUGUACCGCGUUUGAGUUUAAGUUCUCAAAUUUUAAUCACCUCACAUCAGUUUCAAACAGAAUAUUAUCUGCGAUUUGAAAAGUGCUAAUGAAUAAUUUUGUAUAAUGGUGCAAUGUUUUAGAUGUACAAUAAUAUUUAUGUAAAUGUCGUACAUAUAAAUUCCUUACCAAGUACGACAAUUUAUGGGGAUCACUAAACUACACUUAAAACAAAUUUUUAACCCUUACAG
This is a messenger RNA of Bombus terrestris (buff-tailed bumblebee), 1121 nucleotides long. RefSeq lists its product as uncharacterized. The transcript has 3 exons. Gene Ontology annotation, cellular component: membrane. Bases 250 to 582 code for a protein of 110 amino acids. Lineage: Eukaryota; Metazoa; Arthropoda; Insecta; Hymenoptera; Apidae. The record is from RefSeq and is a predicted model, not a curated record. Gene Ontology annotation, molecular function: odorant binding; olfactory receptor activity. Gene Ontology annotation, biological process: sensory perception of smell.